AUGAGGAGGCAGAGAGCAUGCUGCCCGCCCAAGGAGGUGGUCGAUAUGACUGCGCAACAAGCGCAACCACAAGCCCUUGAGGAAGAGGACGACUACAUGUCCGCCGCCUUUAUCGUUGAUGCCGCCCCUCCCGCAACAUCAUCCCAAGCACCCAAGCGCAAGCGAGAGGUCCAGCCCGAGAAGAAGCCUCUCAAAGUGCUUGAGAAGGAGAAACUGAAGGAGGGCCUGGCCACGGCCAUCUCGUCGGACAACAAAGGCUUCAAGAUGCUCAAGAUGAUGGGCUACAAGGAGGGCUCGGCGUUGGGGAGGAAGGCGGAAGAGAGCGAGGGUCUGAAGGAGCCCAUCGCCAUCUCGCUACGCACCGACCGAUCAGGCCUCGGACGCCUGGAAGAGAUCCAACGAGUCUCGGAGGAUCAAUUCAGGCAGAAGAAGGCGCAAGAGCAGAAUCUGGCAAGCACAUACAAGGACCGGAUGAAGGAGCGAUUCGGUGAGCGGAAAGCGCACUCGCAGCUCAAGCAGGCGUUCAACAUAUGCGUGCAGCUGGACCAGGAAAAGGGCCUGGCCUACAGUCCCCACCUUAGGGAGUUCGAGGAGGAGGAAAAGCGAAAGGAGGCGGAGGGCGACGCCUACGCGCCCGUCGCCUGGGAGUUCGAGGAAGUGCUGAGACGGCUGGACGCCGUGCUGGCGCAUCUGCGGGAGCAACACUUCUACUGCUUCUACUGUGGCUGCGCCUUCAACGAUGCGGACGACUUGGCCCAGAACUGCCCCGGCCCAUCAGAAGAGGACCACGAGUAG
Acanthamoeba castellanii str. Neff is the source of this 795-nucleotide messenger RNA. Its product is annotated as Gpatch domain containing protein. The coding region runs from base 1 to 795 and encodes 264 amino acids. The transcript has 7 exons. NCBI's taxonomy places the organism in Eukaryota, Discosea, Longamoebia, Acanthamoebidae. Gene Ontology annotation, molecular function: nucleic acid binding. The record is from RefSeq and is a predicted model, not a curated record. Gene Ontology annotation, cellular component: kinetochore.